CUCAGGUAUAGGAAAUAUUCAUAGGAACAGAAUAAUCCGUGGCACUAAGGCUCGGAACCGGUUUUAAAAGGAGCUGUAAAUACCGGUUUAUUUUGGUUUCAUUCCGAACUUUCAUAAGAACGAUAACGUAUUAAGAAGUUUAUUGUAACCUAAAUAAACCGGUUUAUUCGACGAGCGUCGAGACGGCCGGCCGGCCUGGUGGACAAAGACACCGACAUAGGAACAAAGCGGUUUUCAUUGUUCUAAACCGGUUAAUCUGAGAAGAACUUUAUGGAACUGUGCUCCUUAGACCAGUUUUAAAAUAACGCUUUUACUAACGAAACUGAAAUUAAAAGGUUUUGUGCCAAGUACAUGAUUACGGUUGGGGAAUUUAACCGGACCUUGCGUGGCACUUCACUAUGAGCAAACGAUUAACAUUUUAUCUAGUACGCAGCAAACUCUGGCCAAAUGUUGACCGUUAUGUAUAUAUCAGUGUUUUUCCUUGUUUUAACUUUAAUUAAUAUAGACGCUGCAAUUAUAACCAGAUAUGAUGAAAGUGAAUGUAACUUAGAUCCUCGAAUUGUAGACGAUAUAGCAUCUUAUAAAAAUGUGACGCAGACUAUUAUGGAUGAGAUUAAGAAUAAAGGAUUGGGUGAGAGAAUGUUCGAACAAUUCGUGUUGUUUUUGGACAAGUUUGGUGCUCGUCCGUCCGGAACAGAGACUUUGGAGAAGGCUAUAGAUCACAUGAUUAAUCUAACAAGAAGACACGGAGUAACAGAUGUUACUACUGAAGAAGUAGACGCACCACACUGGGUUCGCGGACAUGAAUCAGUGUCAAUGAUCUCACCUCGUGAAAAGAAUAUCGCAGUUAUUGGUCUUGGAAGCAGCGUCAGUACUCCAAAGGAAGGAAUAACAGCAGAAGUAAUCGUCGUUCAGAGCUUUGAAGAACUCGAUAAGAAAGCUAAUGAUGAUAUUAGAGGGAAAAUAGUUGUUUACGAUGUACAUUACAUUAGUUACGGAGACACUGUGCAAUAUAGAUCACAAGGAGCUUCUAAAGCAGCCAAAAAAGGAGCUGUAGCAUCGCUGGUUAGAUCAAUCACUCCUUUUUCUAUAUAUUCUCCCCAUACUGGCGCUCAGUAUUAUGACAAUAAAGUGCCAAAAAUCCCAGCAGCAGCAAUAACUCAUGAAGAUGCAGAUUUGCUAUAUAGACUUCAGAAUCAAGGUGAAAAGAUUAUUCUGGAAAUUAAAAUGUUCAGCACAUUUGAUAUGAAAAAGUCACGGAAUACGAUUAUAGACGUAAAAGGUAAAGUUGAUCCUGAUAAAGUAGUGAUUGUCUCUGGACACAUAGAUAGCUGGGAUGUAGGACAAGGAGCUAUGGACGAUGGAGGUGGAAUGAUUAUCAGUUGGCUAGCUCCAAUAGCUUUGCACCACUUAAAUUUAAAACCAAGAAGAACUUUGCGUGCUAUAUUAUGGACAGCUGAAGAACCUGGUUUAGUUGGUGCUCAAGCAUACUUAAACAAACACAUAAAUGAGCUUGAUAAUAUUAAUUUUGUCAUGGAAUCAGAUGAAGGUACAUUUAAACCUCGUGGUCUAACGGUCGCUGGGUCUACAGAAGCUGAGUGUCUUAUAGCAGAAGUACUAAAACUGUUUUCUCCAAUAGACAAAUUAAAGAAAAGCGACUACCCUGGUUCCGAUAUAAAUUUGAUUAUCAAUAAAGGGGUGCCUGGGGCAUCUUUAAUGAAUGACAAUGAUAGGUAUUUCUGGUUCCAUCAUAGUGAAGGGGAUACAUUGAAUGUUUUGAAUAAGACAGAUGUCAUCGACUGUGCGGCGUUUUGGACGGCAGCCUCAUACGUUAUUGCUGAUAUGAAAGAAGGUAUUCCUCGUAAAAGCAAAGCAGUUUAAGUGCCCUUAAUUCUUUGGAGGGUAUUUUAGUAACAAAUGAAGGAUAAUCGUCAGAGAAAACCUUGUUUAAUUCCUUAUACUUAUUUUUGAACACCAGUCUGGCCUAGUGGGUAGUGACCCUGCCUAUGAAGCCGAUGGUCCUGGGUUCGAAUCCCAGUAAGGGCAUUUAUUUGUGUGAUGAGCAUAGAUAUUUGUUCCUGAGUCAUGGGUAUUUUCUAUAUAUUUAAGUAUUUGUUUAUUAUAUAUAUCGUUGUCUGAGUACCUAUAAUACAAGCCUUCUUGAGUUUACCGCGGGACUUAGUCAAUUUGUGUAAGAAUGUCCCUAUAUUUUUUUUUAAGUGUACUUUUUCUACUUGCGUAACGAUAUCAACUAUCACAGCUUACCUAUAAAAAUAAACAAUAAAGUCUAAACUCUAAAGUAUACCUAAUAUAAUAUUAAUAAAGUUUAAUGUUCAGUGA
Cydia pomonella (codling moth) is the source of this 2340-nucleotide messenger RNA. Its product is annotated as carboxypeptidase Q-like. NCBI's taxonomy places the organism in Eukaryota, Metazoa, Arthropoda, Insecta, Lepidoptera, Tortricidae. Gene Ontology annotation, biological process: proteolysis; peptide catabolic process. The record is from RefSeq and is a predicted model, not a curated record. Gene Ontology annotation, molecular function: metallodipeptidase activity. The coding region runs from base 448 to 1881 and encodes 477 amino acids. The transcript is spliced from 3 exons.